AUGGAAGAGAGGAAAAGCAGAGUUUCUAGGACCAGCACUGAAGGAAUUAACGACUUCAACUUCUUAUCAGACUUAGUCAAUGGAAACGAUAUUGACUUCAAGGAGUACUCCCAGAAUGGGGAGAACUUUGAUAUCUUCUCCACUGUGGGAGGUGGUACAGCUGGUAACUCCAAGAAAUCCUUGGAGGAAUACUGCAUUUUUGAUUACCUUGCAGUCAAUAAAGACGUAGCCGUCCUUUAUGAUGAGCUAGGUAGGUCCAAUGAGAUUCUUGAUAGGAUUGAGAACAUUGUCACUAACUUCCAACAGAAACUAGGCGGUAUUGCUGAUGAUGUAUCUAAGCUGCAAGAAAAAUCUCAGAAUUAUACCACAAAGCUGAAUAACAGGAAAGCUCUUGAGAAGGAACUUCAUGAGUUCCUUGAUGGGAUUCUCUUGUCUCCUCAUUUAGUGAGGGACCUGAUCCAGAACGAUGUUGACCUGGAAUAUGUCAAGAAGCUGGAAGAGUUCAACAAAGUGCUCAAAAAUGUAGAAGAGGUCAGCAAGCAUUCACCUGAGAGCAAGGCUAUCACUGACGUCCUUAAUGAAAUCGAGAAGCUCACCACUCAAGUCUGCUACAAGAUCAAGGUAUAUAUGAAGGACAGAUUUUACAAUUUACAUAAGGAUAAGACUAAUUUUCAGAUUAUUCAAGAGAGCAAUCUUGUUAAAUUCAGACCUCUGAAUAUUUUCCUGAGAGACCACAACCCUGAAGACUUCGGGGAAUUGACUACUACUUACUCGGAGUACAUGUCCAAGAGGUACCAGGUCGACUGUAGAGAGUACUGCUUGAGCAUCGCUAGACUUGUACAAGAGAAAAUUACCAAGAAUGAUGUUGUCAUUGUUGAAGAGGCAAAGUACAAGUCUGCCACUGCGGAUAUUGAGACAUUUGAGCUAGAAGAAAGAGAAGCUAUUUUGUCCAAAAUUCAGGAUGAUCCAAUAUAGUCCCAUUCCAUUACACAAGUCAUUCUGAUUUUAAAAUUUCACUCGAAGAGGCAUUCAGAAACCAGAACAAGCUAUUGAUCAACCUGGUUCAGAAGGAGUACGAGUUCUUACUGAAGUUCUUCGACUUGAAGCCAUCCCAGUGCGAUUGGAUUUUUAAUGCCAUAUUCUCAAAUGUUGCAAACUACUUUUUAGACUGGCUAAAGACAUCGUGUGAUGCCUCGUAUGACUUGGUAUCCAUCCUCAUGAUAGUGCUGAUCAACUCAGAAUUCAAAGCUGUCAUGAAGGAUUGAGGGAUACACAUUCUAAAUUACUAUUUUGAUCAAAUUGAGAUGGCUCUUUGGCCUAGAUUCACAACUAUCUUCGAUCAUUUCUUGAACAACAUUGAGAAAGCCAAGGCUAAGAAUUAUAAACUCUACAACCUAUCUGUGCACUUUACAACCAAGAGAUAUGUUUCAUUAGUACUUAUGCUCUAUAAGAUCGCUGAUAAGACAGGUCACAACAUGUUGCUCUCUCGACUGACAAAGUUGCAGAAUUUGAUGCUGAAAUUUAUCGAAAGUUUAUCUGUGGAGAGUUUCAUCGGCUCAACUGAUCACAAGAGUAAGUUCUUCUUUUUGGUCAACAACAUCCAUUACAUCUAUGCGUUGAUCAACCAGCUGCACAUCAGCAUUGAGCUGAAGGACCUGGAGAGAUUGGAGAAGAGGUACACUGAGGAUAUAUCGAAGUUCAUCACUACAACUCUGAGAGACCAGUACUCCAACAUGGUGGACAUAGUAAAAGAGUAUGGACCUGGAGGCGACUCAGACUCUGGUUCCAGUGAUGAAGAGGCUAAGGAGGACUACAAGUCCUCCAACCUUAAGUCUCUUGAUAAGAAGAAGCUCGAGAUCGUAGCUCAGGAGUUUUCAAUGACCUUCAAGGAGAAGAUUGAUAACGUCAUCAAGUUAGUCAGAGACAAGGCUUACUCAGAGAAGAUCUCCAAACAGAUUCUGCAUAAGUACAUGAGAGUCCUGAUCUAUAAGUACUCUACCUUCCUAGAGAUAGUGAAGGCUUCACAUCCUUCGUUCUAUAAGGAAACUAUGAACUCGCAUUAUGGUCUAUUGGAGCUCAAGAACAUCCUUCUCGAAAUUGAUAAGAGUUAAUUAUUCAAUAUUGGAA
Molecule: messenger RNA, 2127 nt
Organism: Moneuplotes crassus
Lineage: Eukaryota; Ciliophora; Spirotrichea; Euplotida; Euplotidae
Source: the annotation of a GenBank genome assembly